AUACACGUGUCAGUAAACCAAGGUAAUGAAGCAGUAGGCUAGUACUUUAACGUUACAUUGUCCGACACACCAAAACGUAUUGUAGGCCUAUGCAUCACUUCUUUCACAUGUUAUCGACACCUAGGGGUAGGCUAUAAUAGGCUUAUUUCGCAUCAGCAAGACUAGUCAAGACUCCUAAGAUGAAAUGUCAAAGGCGAUGAUAGGUUUUUAUAGCGAAUAGGUUUGAAAAGUCUCAUGCUUCGGAACGCAUCUGCAAAAAAUAUGAGCUGCAUCGGUAACAUCUUAGAACAGUUAUUUAUUGACAGAAGAAUAUAGGCAACACUUUACAUCUACAUCGUACCUCAACCCUAACGAACCAUAAUGAAGCUUCUGGCUAUUACCACAUCAGAAAAACCCAGCCUGUGGAUAUUCGGAUAUGGCUCCUUAGUCUGGAAACCAGACUUCAAAUACAAGAGGAGCAAAGUCGGUUAUAUUGAAGGAUACAGUCGACGCUUCUGGCAUGGGGACAAUUUCCAUCGAGGAGACAAAGACGUGCCAGGUAGAGUGGUAACUUUGGUGGAAGAUCAAGAUGCUUGCACUUGGGGGGUAGCCUACGAGGUCACUGACUCCCAGAUGGAGGAGUCUCUGCAGUACCUGAAUGUGAGAGAGGCUGUGCUGGGGGGCUACGUCACCAAGAUGGUGGAGUUCACUCCCAGAGAGAAGUACCAAGGGUCCCUGAUCGCCCUGGUCUACAUUGCCACCUCUGACAACCCCAUAUACCUCGGGCCUGCCACUCCCACAGAGAUAGCUGCUCAGAUUACCAUCUGCAGAGGCAACACGGGCCACAACAUAGAGUACCUCCUCCGCCUGGCUGAGUUCAUGAGGCUGUACUGUCCCGAGGUAGAGGACGACCAUCUCUUCUCCAUAGAGGCAGCCGCUCUGGCUCUGGUCAUCUGAACUACCAGGGCCAGGGAUACUCACAUCUGACCACCGGUACGACACUCAACCCUUACGUCACUCGCUACGUUACUUGCUAAUGUGAACAACAUGAAGACACUGACAAUGUGAAUACACUGACAAUGUGAAGACAGUGAGAGUCACUCCAACUCAUAAAAAGGGUCAACAUGUCAUGAUCACUGUUUUUGUUGUCCAUUGUCAGUAAUCACCCAUGACAUUGACAUUUUUUAAGCUGAAAGGGCAAUGAGAUUAGAAUCAAGGUGCAGUAUGCUUCUCUACAAGGUGUGUAAACACUGUCCAAUAAAUAUACUUCAUAUAUGGCAUCAGAUGAAUAAAUAAUAUUUGCGUUGUGUUUAUGAAGGUCCUGGGUAACAUUAGAAUAUGAAAAAGUAAUUAUAUAAAAUAACAAAAUAGUAUUUUAAUUAGUUUGUGUUGCUGUAGGCUAUCUGUUGCCUCAUACUCAAGUGUGGCGCUCAUGAAACAGUGGUUAUUUAUGCAAUAAGGCCCGAGUGGUUGUGGUAUAUGGCCAAUAUACCAUACCAUGCCUAAGGGCUGUUCUUAAGGCCUGGAUACAGUCCU
Messenger RNA from Oncorhynchus tshawytscha (Chinook salmon), 1515 nucleotides. RefSeq names its product glutathione-specific gamma-glutamylcyclotransferase 1. The transcript is spliced from 3 exons. Gene Ontology annotation, cellular component: cytoplasm. The record is from RefSeq and is a predicted model, not a curated record. Gene Ontology annotation, biological process: glutathione catabolic process. The coding region runs from base 361 to 936 and encodes 191 amino acids. Gene Ontology annotation, molecular function: gamma-glutamylcyclotransferase activity; glutathione specific gamma-glutamylcyclotransferase activity. NCBI's taxonomy places the organism in Eukaryota, Metazoa, Chordata, Actinopteri, Salmoniformes, Salmonidae.